Coregonus sp. 'balchen' is the source of this 9504-nucleotide messenger RNA. Lineage: Eukaryota; Metazoa; Chordata; Actinopteri; Salmoniformes; Salmonidae. The record is from the annotation of a GenBank genome assembly.
AUGCACCGUUGUGGUCCUCGUAUGUAUUCAUCGACACGAUUUCUUGGUCGUGAUUGUCGGCGUCGCUGUAUACCGUGUUAUCAUACCACUCUCCUCUCGGAUUCUCUCGUCGUCUGUACAAAGCAUCCGAAAGAGUCAUACAUCGGGUUAAAGUUGGGGGAUUUAAAAGCGGGGUAUCAUCGACAACAGUGGAUGGUAACGGUUGUGGAUCAACCUCCCACUGCUCAGGUGCGCUCUCAUGACCUUCGUCUCUAUUGGGUGGGGAGGAAACCGCCGCUGCUCUCAUCACGAGUGUGUGGCUUCAGGGUGGUUCCAACAGUCUUCUCCUAGUCUAGUCCUGGUUCUGAAACAAAAAGAUGCACCAAAUAGCUACCAAUAAAUCACUCUUGAGCAGUCACAAUAAUUUGAAGUCCUGGUUCUGAAACAAAAAGAUGCACCAAAUAGCUACUAAUAAAUCACUUUUGAGCAGUCACAAUAAUUUGAGAGCAAAUAUCUCACUCACUCUAUGCAAUGGAUAUACAUCUGGUCUAAACUGCAAUCCAAAUCAAUUGAGACCCUUUUGUCUGUCAGCUAGUGGUAAUCAAAACGGGUUUAUAUUUUUCAUCAACUCGUCUCCAAAAAGGUUGACAUAAACUAAACUCCUGUGUGAUCUGUAAUGGAGCAGACCCUUUUAACAUGUCAGACUCAAUCCCUGUUGUGUGAUCUAGUGGAGCAGGUACCCAUAUAUAACAUGUCAGGUGCAAUAAUUGGCUUCUGUGAACUGCCAAAUCUUCUAUGAUGAAUUGGGGCUGUCUGUUGAAUCCCAACAUCCUAUUUUUGGGCUUUGAUCCACUUCAAAAGAGCAAACAGGGCUUUCAAGACUGGUGUGUUCUGUAGUGCAGCAGGUAGCACAUUAUGCUAGUCUAAUGUGACACACCAUCCACGCUAACACUAUAAGGUCUAUGCUAGAGAAUGUAACUCAUUUGGCCGUAAAGCUUUCUCCUUUCAGCAUUGAGGAUUGAGAGAUAUUUAAUUGCCGAAGGUUGUAUUUAGAUUUAUUACAUGAAUGUUAUGUGGUUGGGCACUGAUCUUGUCUUGUGUGAGAAUUGAUAGCAAAUCAUAAUGUGUAUGCAAUCUUCCUUGCACCCAUCAGUGGCAUAUCAUGCCGUUUCGCAAGGCCCCCGCAAUGUCUGAGCAAACCCCCCUCCCCCCAAAAAUAUAUUUUGUAUUUUUCUGUGGAAUUGUUUUGUUGUUGUUGCGGAAAACAGCUAACUGCUGAGAAAAUGUUGCAGUUUUAAAUCUAAUCUCCUGUAAUUCUAAACAUUUUGCCAUGGCUUAUGACCUGUUCAUAUUGGGGAGGGGGCCCGACCUCCAGGGGGCCCCUAACAAAUUAACAACUAAAAAAUAUAUAUGUAUGUAUAUAUUAGUGGUAUGUCAGUGGCACCCAUUCAUGUAAUUAUUUUCAGUGGAUUAGAUUAGAAUAACAAAUCUGUGCCUGUAUGGGUCAUAAAUGCAGCUGUAAUGAAUAAAAAUCAUUGAAGUUGACAAAGAAAAUAGGAAAAGUACAGAAUAAUGUGCUGGGCAAAUCAGUGAAAAACAACAGAGUUCAGAUAAUCUGAGUCCAGGUUAUUAUGCGAUCCCUCUGGUUUAGCCUAAUCAAUGGCCUUGCAUGACCAUUAGAUGCCAGGAUCAAUGGCUUUGAUUACUGGAGGAACACCUCUGUCACGAGUGUUGAACACCCACACCGCUCAAUGCUGCUUGAUGGAGAGCCCUCCGUGCCUGGAUACCAAGGUGCUCUGGCUACUGUGGAGGUCCAGGAAAACAUUUUCCACAAAAUUAGAGUGAACAUUUGAAGUUUAUGAAACAGAGUAUCAUAAUAUCAAUGGAGGCUACUUAACAUAUGUUAGAUCUCUGGGCUAUGGGAAAAUGUAUAAUGUGUAAUGGUGGGAUAGGCCUACAUGCUGUAAACAUGGAUAGACACAGAAUGCCUGAUAGUUAAAAUUAACUAAGCUGCAUAAUGAAUAUUUUGAAGAUCGUCUUUGAGUAUCGAAAGACAAUGUAACUAAACUACCACAUAACAAUACACAAAAAGCUCAGUAUUCCAGCUUCACAUGAUUCUGUAACCCCAUCACCGAUUAUAAUGCUGUUUCUGUGUGUCUGAGAGGAACCUGUCUGGCACACACCCUCGCACGCACGCACGCACAGAUGGACAUACGUGCACACACACACAAGGUACACCUGAAGCAAUAAAGUUUGAUCAUCAUAAUAAAAUAAUUGACCCAUGUGAGGCCAGUCUAGUGUGUUUCACGCAUUAAAAUAUAUUGAGUUUUUUAUCAGCAAGACCAUAAAACCAUAAUGUGUCAUUUCCGUCAGUUAAAUUAAGACAGGAUAUUGAAUGUCAGUGUAAAUGUCCAAUUACAACCCAUCAAGCACAAAAGAACCACCAUCUAUUUCAAAAGUCACAGUUCUUUAGAAGGGGUAGAAUAUGCCUAGUCAUGGCAAAAAUCUAAAUAGCAUACUCCUUCCUACUGCUCAAAGCCCAUUGGAGGAUAAGGUCAGAGGUGAGGGACCUCUGGCUUUCUCAUCCAAUGGGUUUUGAGAAUGAUGCGAGGAGAGAGGAUGGUAGGAGUAUGCAUUUGAGAUUCUCCCAUUGUGUUGAUUGCGUAAGGUGACUGGCAAAUCUGUAUUGCUUUCACAAUGUGCUCACUGCUCUACUCUGACUGACACAUUUACCCAUCAAGCCUUCAGUAGAAUAUAACCCAAAGGAGAGUGUCUGGUAUGGGGUUUAGUAAUGAAAAAGUGAAAAUCCCAUUGAUCAUAAUUUUGAUAUUGGAUAAGCUGUCCCAAAAUAGUUAACCACAUCACCACAGGAUUAACCUCAUGUAAUGGUGAAGUGAUGCGACCAAGGAAUUUAUCUGAGAGGGUCCAUUUACCUGUGAAUCAAAAUUACAUUGCUGUAGUGGCCUACCAAUUUCAAAGACAGAUUUAAGACUGAUUUACCUAUGUGAGGAAGAUAUACAUAAACAAUGUUAGUCCAGUCUUAAAUUCACUAGGGCACACAGUUGUUUACAGUUUGUUAUAGGUUGUUAUGCUUUCCAGCUCUCAUGGAGUGUGACCUUGUUCAUGUCUUAUAAAAUAGCACCCUCUAGUGAUCAACAUAACACAUUGUUUGAUGUAUGGAGUGAAUUGAUCAUGCAAAUAAAAUAUAUGCCCAGGAUGAUAUAGCGCUGAAUUUAUCAUCGUCCAUGGCUAGAUUUCCAUACAAUUGACGACAGAUUUUCAUGCGAAUAUUCUAAAGUCCGCAUGAAUACAAUAUGGGCAUUUUCCCACCAGAGACGUGUUUACAUCAAAUUGACUUGUUGAGGAUAAAAGUCUGUGCGUGAUGACAUAGAGCACAUAAAAUAACUUUUGCAGUUAAAUUCCCAUGUACCGAAUAAAAAAUACAAGUUAAAUGGGUUCCCGUUGCAUUUUCAACUCUACUGAUGGUUUUGUCACUAAAAAUGUUGCUCAUUCUGGUAUUGGCACGUGCGCUCUAGCCGAACGCAGAUUCAGUGCGGGUAUAGCCUACGUGAGAUUAUUAUGGACAAAAGAGCGAGAUAAUUUUGAUUUGUCAAAUGGUAGCCAAGCAAUGAUAUCACCAGAAUAACACCCUCGAUAUUUAUUGGAAAGGAGCAUCAAGCUCAUACCGUGCACUUUCACCACCCUGUAAAGUUCUUCAUUUAUUUAAUCUCAAAUCAAAUCACAAUGUAUUUGUCACAUGCGCAGAAUAAAACAAGUGUAGACCUUAGUGAAACGCUUACUUACAAGCCCUUAACCAACAAUGCAGUUUUACCCCCCUCCCCCCCAACAAAAUAAUAUGUGCAAUGCAAAGAGUCUGGGUAGCCAUUUGAUUAGAUGUUUAGGAGUCUUAUGGCUUGGGGGUAGAAGCUGUUUAUAAGCCUCUUGGACCUAGACUUGGCGCUCCGGUACUGCUUGCCAUGCGGUCCCAGAGAGAACAGUCUAUGACUAGGGUGGCUGGAGUCUUUGAUAAUUUUUAGGGCCUUCCUCUGACAUCGCCUGGUAUAGAGGUCCUGGAUGGCAGGAAGCUUGAUGUACUGGGCCGUAUGCACUACCCUGUGUAGUGCCUUGCGGUCGGAGGCCGGGUAGUUGCCAUACCAGGUGGCGAUGCAACCAGUCAGGAUGCUCUUGAUGGUGCAGCUGUAGAACCUUUUGAGGAUCUGAGGACCCAUGCCAAAUCUUUUCAGUCUCCUUAGGGGGAAUAGGUUUUGUCGUGCCCUCUUGGCCCAUGUUAAUUUGUUGGUGAUGUGGACACCAAGGAACUUGAAGCGCUCAACCUGCUCCACUACAGCCCUGUCGAUGAGAAUGUAGUCCUCAAUCAUCUCCUUUGUCUUGAUCACGUUGAGGGAGUGGUUGUUGUCCUGGCACCACACGGCCAGGUCUCUGACCUCCUCCCUAUAGUCUGUCUCGUCGUUGUCGGUGAUCAGGCCUACCACUGUUGUGUCAUCGGCAAACUUAAUGAUGGUGUUGGAGUCGUGCCUGGCCAUGCAGUCAUGAGUGAACAGGGAGUACAGGAGGGGACUGAGCACGCACCCCUGAGGGGCCCCCGAGUUGAGGAUCAGCAUGGCGGAUGUGUUAAUACCUAACCUUACCACCUGGGGGCGGCCCAUCAGGAAGUCCAGGAUCCAGUUGCAGAGGGAGGUGUUUAGUCCCAGGGUCCUUAGCUUAGUGAUGAGCUUGAGCAUAUACAGUGAGGGAAAAAAGCAUUUGAUCCCCUGCUGAUUUUGUACGUUUGCCCACUGACAAAGAAAUGAUCAGUCUAUAAUUUUAAUGGUAGGUUUAUUUGAACAGUGAGAGACAGAAUAACAACAAAAAGAUCCAGAAAAACGCAUGUCAAAAAUGUUAUAAAUUGAUUUGCAUUUUAACGAGGGAAAUAAGUAUUUGACCCCUUUGUAAAACAUGACUUAGUACUUGGUGGCAAAACCCUUGUUGGCAAUCACAGAGGUCAGACGUUUCUUGUAGUUGGCCACCAGGUUUGCACACAUCUCAGGAUGGAUUUUGUCCCACUCCUCUUUGCAGAUCUUCUCCAAGUCAUUAAGGUUUCGAGGCUGACGUUUGGCAACUCGAACCUUCAGCUCCCUCCACAGAUUUUCUAUGGGAUUAAGGUCUGGAGACUGGCUAGGCCACUCCAGGACCUUAAUGUGCAUCUUCUUGAGCCACUACUUUGUUGCCUUGGCCGUGUGAUUUGGGUCAUUGUCAUGCUGGAAUACCCAUCCACAACCCAUUUUCAAUGCCCUGGCUGAGGGAAGGAGGUUCUCACCCAAGAUUUGACGGCUCCGUCCAUCGUCCCUUUGAUGCGGUGAAGUUGUCCUGUCCCCUUAGCAGAAAAACACCCCCAAAGGAAAAUGUUUCCACCUCCAUGACGGUGGGGAUGGUGUUCUUGGGGUCAUAGGCAGCAUUCCUCCUCCUCCAAACACGGCGAGUUGAGUUGAUGCCAAAGAGCUCCAUUUUGGUCUCAUCUGACCACAACACUUUCACCCAGUUCUCCUCUGAAUCAUUCAGAUGUUCAUUGGCAAACUUCAGACGGGCAUGUAUAUGUGCUUUCUUGAGCAGGGGGACCUUGCGGGCGCUGCAGGAUUUCAGUGUGUUACCAAUUGUUUUCUUGGUGACUAUGGUCCCAGCUGCCUUGAGAUCAUUGACAAGAUCCUCCCGUGUAGUUCUGGGCUGAUUCCACACUGUUUUCAUGAUCAUUGCAACUCCACGAGGUGAAACCUUGCAUGGAGCCCCAGGCCGAGGGAGAUUGACAGUUCUUUUAUGUUUCUUCCAUUUGCGAAUAAUCACACUAACUGUUGUCACCUUCUCACCAUGCUGCUUGGCGAUGGUCUUGUAGCCCAUUCCAGCCUUGUGUAGGUCUACAAUCUUGUCCCUGACAUCCUUGGAGAGCUCUUUGGUCUUGGCCAUGGUGGAGAGUUUGGAAUCUGAUUGAUUGAUUUUUUCUGUGGACAGGUGUCUUUUAUACAGGUAACAAGCUGAGAUUAGGAGCACUCCCUUUAAGAGUUUGCUCCUAAUUCAGCUCGUUACCUGUAUAAAAGACACCUGGGAGCCAGAAAUCUUUCUGAUUGAGAGGGGGUCAAAUACAUAUAUCCCUCAUUAAAAUGCAAAUCAAUUUAUAACAUUUUUGACAUGCGUUUUUCUGGAUUAUUUUGUUGUUAUUCUGUCUCUCACUGUUCAAAUAAACCUACCAUUAAAAUUAUAGACUGAUAAUUUCUUUGUCAGUGGAUAAAUGUACAAAAUCAGCAGGGGAUCAAAUACUUUUUUCCCUCACUGUAAGUUACUUAGCUCGUCUGGUAGACUCGUGUCACUGGGCAGCUCGCGGCUGUGCUUCCCUUUGUAGUCUGUAAUAGAUUGCAACUCCUGCCACAUCCAACGAGCGUCGGAGCCGGUGUAGUGCGAUUCGAUCUUAGUCCUGUAUUGGCGCUUUGCCUGCUUGAUGGUUCGUCGGAAGGCAUAACGGGAUUUCUUAUUAUCUUCCGGGUUAGAGUCCCGCUCCUUGAAAGCGGCAGUUCUACCCUUUAGCUCAGUGCGGAUGUUGCCUGUAAUCCACAGCUUCUGGUUGAGGUAUGUAGGUACAGUCACUGUGGGGACGACGUCAUCGAUGCACUUAUUGAUGAUGCCAGUGACUGAUGUGGUGUACUCCUCAAUGCCAUUGGAAGAAUCCCGGAACAUAUUCCAGUCUGUGCUAGCAAAACAGUCCUGUAGUUUAGCAUCUGCUUCAUCUGACCACUUUUUUAUUGACCGAGUCAUUGGUGCUUCCUGCUUUAGUUUUUGCUUGUAAGCAGGAAUCAGGAGGAUAGAAUUAUGGUCAGAUUUGCCAAAUGGAGGGCGAGGGAGAGCUUUGUACGUGUCUCUGUGUGUGGAGUAAAGGUGGUCUAGAGUUUUUUCCCCUCUGGUUGCACAUUUAACAUGCUGGUAUAAAUGAGGUAAAACGGAUUAAAGUUUCCCUGCAUUAAAGUCCCCGGCCACUAGGAGCGCCGCCUCUGGAUGAGCGUUUUCCUGUUUGCUUAUGGCCGUAUACAGUUCAUUGAGUGCGGUCUUAGUGCCAGCAUCGGUUUGUGGUGGUAAAUAAACAGCUACGAAGAAUAUAGAUGAAAACUCUCUUGGUAGAUAGUGUGGUCUACAGCUUAUCAUGAGAUACUCUACCUCAGGCGAGCAAAACCUCGAGACUUCCUUAGAUAUUGUGCACCAGCUGUUGUUUACAAAUAUACAUAGACCGCCACCCCUUGUCUUAGCAGAAGCUGCUGUUCUAUCCUGCCGAUACAGUGUAUAACCCGCCAGUUGUAUUUUAUUAAUGUCUUCGUUCAGCCAUGACUCUGUGAAACCUAAGAUAUUAAAGUUUUCAAUGUCCCAUUGGUAGGAUACAUGUGCUUGUAGUUCGUCCACUUUAUUAUCAAGCGAUUGUAAGUUGGCCAAUAAUAUCGAUGGCAAAGGCAGAUUAGCCACUCGUCUCCGGCUCCUUACCAAGCACCCCGAUCUCCUUCCGCGAUUUCUCCUUUUCUUUCUACUGCGAAUGACAGGGAUGAGGGCCCUGUCAGGUGUCUUGAGCAAAUCCCUCUCAUCCGACUCAUUAAAGAAAAAUUAUUUGUCCAGUUCAAGGUGAGUUCUGAUGUCCAGAAGCUCUUUUCGGUCAUAAGAGACGGUAGCAGCAACAUUAUGUACAAAAUAAGUUACAAACAAUGCGAAAAAACACACAAAAUAGCACAGUUGGUUAGGAGCAUAAAACGGCAGCCAUCCCCUCCGGCGCCAUUAUGAUGGUCCUGGAUGGCAUGCUUUCCCGACGAGUAAUAGUGGGAGGACCACACACCAUAUCAUCGCGACUCCAAGUUUACUUCGAUAUGAUGGUUAUUGUAUUAAUAUUUUAGCAUAAAAUUGUUUCCACCGACAUUUCUCGCAUAGUUAAUUUUACCGACACAAAAGAUCCCACCUUGUGUAGCUUAUUUUGUUUUGUCUACAUUGUGAAGGUUUACCUACAAAAUGUUGGGUUUCCAUCAGGCCUGUCAUUACGUUUUCUAUCAGACAUACUUUACUCACAUUAAAAGGUUGGAUGGAAACCUGGUUCAUGUUUGAGAAUUGUCUAGAUGGAUGUACAUUUCAUUGGCCAAUAGGUUAACCUACAGCCAAUAAACUAAACUCUUGUGAAAGGACUUGGUUUGAUAGAGAAGGAACACCUGCUGCUAAUUUUCAAAUUAGGGGUGCAUUUCAAUAGUCAAUAGUGACUCUUUUCCUCCAUCUGCAUUGACUUUUAACUGCUGGUAAGGAGUGACAGCUAGACUAUUGAGAUCUACACCCUGUUCCUCAAUUAAGUCUUGUUAGAAACGGCAGGUGCUGAUUGGCUUGGGGGAGUGUAUAGUAACUUGGUAAAUCAGUAUAAGAAGUGAAUGAGCUGUACAUCUGAGCAACUUUAAGUAAUCUAUCAUGAUGAGUUUUGUUACAAAGUAUAUUGGUGUCCAUGCUGUGAUUUUGGGACUGCUGCUAGCUCAGGUAAAAAUAAAAUGAGUCAGUGGGCUUCACUUCUGAGCGCACUAUUACAAAGUGAGCAGUGUAACAAUACAGAUCAAGUAGUAGAUAGAAAUCUGAGACUUUUGUUUAGUUCCUGUUUAAAUAUACUAUAUGAAGUAUGUCUGCUAUUAUUGACACUGUAGUGGAGACCUUAUUUUGCAUGUUUUUCCAGGCAAUCUCAUGCAAUGUGACGGGAGUGUGGCGAAAUGAGCUGGGCUCUGUGCUUCAUAUUGAGGCGGUUGGUUCUGAGCUCCGAGGCCUCUAUCAGAGUGCAGUAGAAACUGCUCCAGGAGUCACCGGUCCAGAACAACAGGCCAAGCUACUGGGUGUGAUCAGCAAUCGGGGUCUGCAAACCUCUGUUGCUUUCUCUGUGUUAUGGGAGGCAGGUGAGUGUGUAAAACCUGGGAUGUGUUCAGCAAGGACUAAUGCUUGGAUGGGAAACAUAGUGUAGCACUAAUUACUCCAGUUCUAUUUACAUUCCACAAUGUGGCCCUGGACUCCCAUCUGAAUGACCUUGACUGUAACAAUGGCUGCGACCGGUCAAAUGCCAAUGUUAUGAUGCAAUUGAUUCUAUUUCCUGUCCCCAAGGUUCCUGUAGCUCUUGGGUUGGUCAGUGUUUCCAACUGCCAGAUGGGAAGCGAGUUCUGAAGACCCUGUGGAUGCUGCGCUCGGUGGCUUCAUGCCCUGCAGACAACUGGAAGAGUACCAGGUAGCCUACAGCUCCUCACUACUUAGCGUAGGCCUGGGAGGGCGGGGGGGGGGGGGGGAAUGUUUCUGUGGAACACAACCGGCCAUCACUAAAAGCCCACUGACAUGAGAUCUAGAGGUAAAACCCUAAUGUUUUUAGAGGUAAUUCCUAUUUAUGAAAUGGCCAUUAAGCAUAUUUGUAUUCCAUUUAGUUUUUUGAUGCCUAGUUUUUUUUUUUUUUUUUUUCUCAGGAUGGGAGAGGACACUUUCAUCUUUGUUUCCUGA